Molecule: messenger RNA, 3623 nt
Organism: Ruditapes philippinarum (Manila clam)
Lineage: Eukaryota; Metazoa; Mollusca; Bivalvia; Venerida; Veneridae
Product: small integral membrane protein 7-like
Exons: 5
Coding region: 142-366 (74 amino acids)
Source: RefSeq, a predicted model, not a curated record
GACGCUUUGAUGUAAAAUUACGAGCCUUCAUUGACUCAGAUGAUAAAUUCCACAUCGAAAGAAAUGAAAUUAUCAAAAUAUUGUCUUGUUUAAGAAUGUAAAGAUAAUUUCAUCUGAGGAUAAUAAAUCAACUUUUUAAAAAUGUUUUCCGACUUAAUUUUGUUUGGGACGUUAUUGGUGAAUGCCUGUGCUGUUGUCAACUUUAAGCUGAAAAAGAAACAAACAGAAGCCUUUGAUGCAGUGUUAGAACCUGGUGUUGGUGACAAGAUAAGGGAGUUUCUACUCAGUUUGCGGUAUUUUAGAGUCUUCAUAGGCCUGUGGAAUGUCUUCAUCAUGUUUUGCAUGCUAGUAUUCUUUAGUCAUUGAUAAUCAUGUCUUCAGUCAUUGACAUUGGAAGAUGAGUGUUGGGGAAUUUCAUCAUUUUGCCAUUAGACCAUGGAUGAGGAGAAACAUUAUAAACAUUAAUUUAUUUUUGUACUAAUUUAUUUAUUGCUCACAGAAUCUGAUUUUGGAUUAUAGAAUCAUGGGAAAUAAAUUAGAUUUCUGGUUGUUAAAGUCAAGGUUUUAUUUUAACUCUUAAACUGUUUAUUAUGAUCAUGAAAUGCAUUUGCCUGGCAUGAAUUAAAUGUCUUACUGUUAAUUUCAGGUAUUAAAUUUUGAAAAUUUUAUUACCUAAAAUUAACCAGACAAAUUACAAAUAGUUUUGUCUGGAGUUUAAAUAUACUAGUACUAUUAUGUUGGCAGAUUGAAUUUCCUAUUGGUAAAAUGGGCAAGUCAGUAUUAUCACUACAUGUAGUAUACAGAGUGUGACAUUGUGAUCAUUAAUCUUUAACCUGCUAGCAGCAACUGAUUCAACUCAUAGAACCAGUGCAAAGAUCAGCCGGCACAUCCAUGGCAUUCUGAUAAUGGUGGUCCUGUUCUUUAUUGAGUCUGUACUUAUUUUUAAAUUCUCUUCAAAUAUGAUAAAUGGUUUUGUCUAGAUUGAAAGAUGAGCAAGCCCAGUUAAGAUAUUUAGUGUUGUAAGGGUUAAUUGUAAAAACAGAUUCUUAUGUGAUUCUUUAUUAUUUUAAAAUUGAAGCAUUGGCUCCGCUCGUAAAACAUGUAAAAGUUUUAGCUUUGCUAUUCAAAGGAUAAUGUGGCUAUCCCACUCAUUUACAUACCAUCAUCAGUGAAAAUCAUGUUAAAAUUUUGCUUUCAACUUCAUACAUCUCAAGCUGUUUGCUUAAAACUUCACAUGUUUGUUUAGGGUCUGUCAAGCUAUUUGCUUAACACUUCACACGUUUAUUUAGGGUCAUACAUAUAGCUGUAGGGUACUGUCCUGAACUCUUUAGUGAAGUCAUUCUAGAAAAAUUCUUGGUUAAGGUUAUGCAUGCAAGAUCAUUCUCCACAAGGACUCAAAGUAUUCUUUUGAAAGGUCAUGUAUAAUUCUGUAUAGGAUUUUGUUUGAAUUAUUCUGAAAUUAGAAAAUUUGUACAUUAUUAAAUUUUAGACUAUUAUUUAACUAUCAAUCAUAAAAUAGUGACAUUAUGCUCAUUCUUUCACUGUCAAGUUGAGUUAAAUAAGUACUAUAUUUAAAAACAUUGGCUGUUUUAAUGGUGAUUGAGUAAUAAUUGAUCAUGCAAAAUGUGUAUGAUGCACUCUAAAAAGACUGCCCCACUAUUUUAAAGAAUUGAGCAUUAUCAAUACACUCUGCACAAUAUUUAAAGAAAAUUUCAAUUGGUCAUGUGGAUUAUUCAUGUUUUUCAUAGUUAAAUAGAUUAUGCCUGAACAUCAAGUUAUAUUUAAUUUUAUCUGUUCACUGACCAUCUACAUUAGGAUGGGCAUACAUGUAUUGUCAUAUUUUUUUUUAAGAAAAUUGUUAGACUGGCAACUAUUGUUCCCAAAUAUUAUUGUAGCUUUUUGUUGCUAAUGUUAAGUUAUUUAUACGUUAGUUGUGAUAUUUUCUCCAGCUUAGUGAUAUAUUUUUGUAUACAUAUAUGUUUUGUUGUGCUGUGAAUACGCCAUUGUUUUCUGGUAAAACUUGCCAGAAAUAGCAUGCCAAAAUAGGAAUUUCUUUUUAGAAUAUAGAUAAUCAUGAAUUUUCAGUAAGAGUAUACUUUUAAUGUAUCAUAAGUAUUACUUUAGAAAAGAAAAAAAAACUAGUGAAAAAAAGAAUUAUUUUUCAUUUAAGUAAAGAAAUGAUCAUUUGCUUUCUUUAUUUAAUACUUUAUGAGUCUAAUGAGAAAUUGAAUCAAUUUUUGUAUUAAUAAAUAAUUGAAAGAUUGAUGUGAUUUCAAUGCAGUUCAUUGAUAAAAUAUGCUUAAAUGACUCAGUUGUUUAAACACUUGACUCAUCUACCACCUCCUAUCUGCCAGAUAAAAUAACCAGCAUGGGUAAAACUAACAGAAACAUCAAUCUGACAUAGGCUGUAUCAAAGGUGUAACUGUAUAAAAUUUUAUAAAUUAGAACGAUUAAAAACACAUGUUGUUUACUUCAUUGACACCUUAGCAGGAGAUUUAAAAUACUUUAUAGAACCUUGGAAAGAUGAAAUCAAUAAUACUGCAGUUAUAUUUUUGUAAGAAGAAAAUUAUAGUUUGAAUGUAAAUUAUGCAUAAUAUAGUUUUCAGCAAAAUUGAUAAAAGCUGUUUACUUAAUCUAUAAGGUUAUUUACUGAAGGUGAUUUAAAUUUUAGAAAUCUUUGUAUUAGACAUGUUAGAUACAUGGUAUUGAUAUAGAAAAUAAAAGAGUUGUUUAUGUUCAUUGCAAAGACCUUGGAAAGUUUUUUUCUUCUCAUUUUACCAUUUUAAAUCAUUAUUAUCAUUUGUAAAUUUGUAAAAUAUUGGGUUUGUAUAUUUUAGUUAAAAUUUAGCACACAUUUACAAUGUAUGUAAAGAGAUCAAUUGUAUUUGCAAUUGAAAAGGUAUGAAACAUGACCAUGAAAGAGUAUUUUGUUUUGACACAAAUUGUCACCUCUGAAUUUUUGUUGAAAUAACAUAUUUAAAUAAUUAUGUAAGCAAGCUUGUGAAAAUUUCAAGAUUUUGUUCAGUCAUCUUGCAUAAGAUGGAACAAAAAUAAUGAGAAUAUGAUUUUAUUGUGAAAAAGACAGUGACAAAUAUAUGUACAAGUAAUUAACACAGACAAAAGUUUGUACUAUGGUGACAGAAUACUGGAAAAGACAUAAAAUGAGGGGCUUUAAAAGACUUGGUCAAUACAAGCCAAAAAGUAGUUUCUGCGCCCGUCCCCCCCCCCCAUAUCUCCCUACCUUCUUUUAAACUGCAGACCCUAGCCUUGUUUGUGAUUUGUGUUUUGUUUGUUUUUUUGUGCACAAUAAUUAUAUAUAUUGUAUAAAAGUGAUAAACCUGUCAACCACCAUUUUCAGGGGGUCUGAGGUCAGAAACAGAUUUUUAUGGGUUUUAUCUUUAUUUUGGUACACCUGGUCCAGACAAGUCAUACUUAAACCCUCUUGAUGUAUAUGUUUAUGAACAUGUUUAAUUGUUUAUACAUAAGAAAGGAAUUUUUGGAAUGGAAUGUAUGUAAUCUCAAUUGUAAAUAUGAUGGAUGUUUGUUUUAAGUAUACAUUGCAUAUAUAAAGAAAACUUGGAAGGAAAAAUAAAGAUGAUUUUACAAAUAAAGAAUAAAUUUCA